This is a messenger RNA of Melanotaenia boesemani (Boeseman's rainbowfish), 1602 nucleotides long. RefSeq names its product chondrolectin (gene chodl). Gene Ontology annotation, biological process: positive regulation of axonogenesis. The coding region runs from base 31 to 939 and encodes 302 amino acids. NCBI's taxonomy places the organism in Eukaryota, Metazoa, Chordata, Actinopteri, Atheriniformes, Melanotaeniidae. Gene Ontology annotation, cellular component: cytoplasm. The record is from RefSeq and is a predicted model, not a curated record. The transcript is spliced from 8 exons.
GAAGGACUCAAACAUUCACUCUGAAAAAACAUGACUUCUCAUCCAGAGAUGCUGCUGAUGCUGGGGGCCGUCACGGUGACGGUGGUGGUCCAGGUGAACACGACGCGAGUGAUGAGCGGUCAGACGGUGUGUUUGGGAGGUCCUGAGCAUCCCUGCUACAAGAUCGCAUACUUCCAUGACAUGUCGAGCCGAGUCUCCUUCAAGGAGGCGCAGCAGGCCUGUGAGAUGGAUGGAGGAUCACUGCUCAGCAUCGAGAGUCCAAGUGAGCAGAAAGACAUCGAAAACUUGCUACAGGCGUUGCGUUCAGGAGCAGUGGGCAGUGCAGGAGGAAGAGGAGGUAUAGCAGAUGGUGAUUUCUGGAUCGGCCUGACUCGGGUGGACGGAGUUGAUCAGACUCACUCUGAAUUCAGCAACACCUUCACUUCUUGUCCACAGCUCUACCAGUGGACCGACGGCAGUGUGGCGACCUUCAGGAACUGGUAUUUUGACGAGCCAUCGUGUGGAGGGGAAGCCUGUGUUGUGAUGUACCAUCAGCCAACUGCACUUCAUGGUCUGGGCGGGCCUUAUCUCUACCAAUGGAACGACGACCGCUGCAACAUGAAGCACAACUUCAUCUGCAAGUAUGAGCCAGAGAGCCAUCUUGUGAAGGAACACGGAGACACACCUGUUGGGCGGGACUCAGCAGCGACUGCAGGUGUGGUCACUCAGUCAGCAGGCAGUGAGGAGGUACCCCCACAGGUCACCAUGACCGGAGCUUCAGGCAUGUUGCUGCUGUACGUCGUCAUCCCUACGAUCCCGCUGCUGCUGCUCAUCCUGGUGGCUUCUGGGUCGUGUUGCUUCCAGAUGCUCAGCAGAAGCCACCCUCACACAAAGACCGCCGCCGACCAGUCAACCCUGUGGAUCUCCAGGACACCCAAACCCGACAGCAUGGAGGUGUGACAUCACAGUGACAUGACCAGCUGAGCUAUGAUGUCACACCAGAGUUCAUUCAUCAGUGGAGAUUUUAUUUUAUUUUUUUUUUUAUUUCUAGCAAACAGGAAAUACUUUGGUAAUCUGCACCCAUCGAUCCCUUUAAAUCCUCAGUUUCUCUCUCUACUUCCAACUUUUCCUCCUCUUUUCAUGAGUUCUGUAUUUGUCAUUUCUUCACAUCCGUGUGCAACAUUUUCUUCCUCCUCCUCCUCCACUUCCUGCUGAUGGAACUCAGAUGUUUAAUUAACUGACAAGCUGAUGAAGUUAAUGAAGGAGGAUCAGCUGCCGAGAGGAAAUGAGGAGUCUCCCAUUGGGGGGGGAGUCAUUGCGGAGGUGCGUUUGAUUUCAUAGUGAGCUAAUGGAACAGCUGCUCUGCAGGGAUGGAGGAUGACGAGGAGAAUUAAUGAGUUUCUGUGUGCACUGAUUAGACGUUUGACUGAUUACAUGAAAUGUUCUGACGUGGAUGAGUGGUUCAGUUUCGGGUCGUGGACCCGCUUGUCAUUGGACUGAGUUUUGUCCAUGUUGCUCACGGUGACCCCCAUUGCUCCAUCACAUCACUGUGACAUCAUGCCUGCACAGCGGCACACAUCUGUUCCAUUGUCUUGUUCUUAUCAAACAUGUGAGCAUGAAGAA